Molecule: messenger RNA, 414 nt
Organism: Penicillium cosmopolitanum
Lineage: Eukaryota; Fungi; Ascomycota; Eurotiomycetes; Eurotiales; Aspergillaceae
Exons: 1
Coding region: 1-414 (137 amino acids)
Source: RefSeq, a predicted model, not a curated record
AUGUCUACCCGAGGACGGCCCAAUGGCAGCCGCCUCCGCCCAACGACCCCAACAGAUCCAUCCCUCGAAACUCGCCCUGUGCCACAGUAUCGCAACUUUUCUCCGCGAUCAUUUGGACAAGGUGCUAUAUCAAAUUUGCCAUUCCGGCACCUAGACGAGCUAGACGCGGUCUCCGAGUCAGCUGCAGAAACCCCAGAGUACACCGGAGCAUUCGAUAACACAGCGCGCCGUCUACUCGAAGAAGGACAAUUCUACGAGAAACUCUACACUGAAGAACAAGAAUGCCUAGGCUGUGACUAUACCUGGGGAUUCUGGGUUUUCGUCACCGACUAUUCUCCCGAAACCCUCGAGAAUAUCCCACGGGCAAUGGAAAACCUCGUCAAGACUGUCGAACGACACUUAAGAUCUGAAUAA